Messenger RNA from Arabis nemorensis, 690 nucleotides. The record is from the annotation of a GenBank genome assembly. NCBI's taxonomy places the organism in Eukaryota, Viridiplantae, Streptophyta, Magnoliopsida, Brassicales, Brassicaceae.
AUGGACGAUGAAGCAGCGCAUUUGAAGGCCGCUUUUGGAGACUCGUCAGAUGGUGAAGAUAUCGGCGCAGAUCGACAGGAAAAAGAAAGCCUAGGGACCGGAGAUUCGACGGCAUGGGAGCAAGUGAAGGAGAUUAAUGGUUUAUGGCUAUGUAGAAACUUUCUCUCUAUUGCUCAGCAGUCUGAUCUACUCUCCGCCAUUCUAGACGAAGGUUGGUUUGUUGAAGAGUGUAAUAAUCAGGCGAUGAGGUUUGGUGAUCUCCCUUCAUGGGCAAUGGAACUUUCUCAUCUCAUACACGAAACUGUAGAAUCUGUUGAUCUUUCAGUGUUGCCUGCUGAUUUACUGUGGAGGGAUCCUCUGUUCGACCAGCUUAUUGUCAAUUUAUACCAACCAGGUGAGGGGAUAUCUGCACAUGUUGAUCUACUGCGUUUUGAAGAUGGAAUCGCUAUUGUUUCGCUGGAAUCACCUUGCGUGAUGCGGUUCAGUCCUGUAGAGGCGGAUGAAGAUCAGGAUGUGGAUGUUUUGUUGAGCCCGGGAUCUCUGAUUCUCAUGUCUGGAGAAGCUCGGUAUCGAUGGAAACACGAGAUUAAUCGGAAGCAGAAGGGGUUUCAGGUAUGGGAAGGAGAAGAAAUUGAUCAGAAACGAAGAAUCUCCAUUACCUUGAGAAAGCUGUCAAUCUUGAGGGUGUGA